CUUCGCUCACGCAACAGCGAAGCACCUCAAUGCCAGUCCCCGCGAUACCUUCCGCUCCAGGAUGAGUGGGUAUCAUCUCCCACUAUUAUACCCCUUCCUACAGGCCUCCUGCCGGCCCGUUGUACCAAAACACUAUUCGCGAGUUUACAGGUGUGCCAAACAUCAAUCGUGCAGCACACCAGUCGAUAUCCCGGCACACCAUGGAAUUGGGAACAAGAAUUGGAUAGCCUCUAAGGUUCAUAACCACGAUAGAGAUCGCCGCGUUGAUCAAUUGCGGAAACACGGAGAUCUCUCUACAUUCUACCCGCGGCAAACAAAACUUCUUUCUGACAUUCCUGAAUACCACUCAUUCAAGAGACAUGGUCAAACACCGUCUGGGACGUCUAUUAGAAGUGCCCAAUGUCACCUGAACUCUACAAACGAUCCUGUGGAACAGAACCAAGGGGAACGCGAAGAAGUUCACCAGUGUUUGGGACGAGUAACUGGCGUUCGAAGACAUGGGUCCAAGUUAGCCUUUGUAACUAUAGAACGCAAACAUCGGUCAAUACAGGCUACGUUUGAGUUCAACAGACUCGAGAGUAAUGGGGUUACUCUAGAUGAAUUCAAGUCUUUUGCAAAAGUUGUACGAAUAGGAGAUUGGUAUUGUAUCACUGGCACUGCUUUCGAAAAGAAUGAGCAAGUCGAGCUUAUGGCGACAUCACUACCAACGUGCCUGGCGCCGUCCUUGCAUCAGAUACCAGAGGACUUGAAAGACCCUGAAAAACUUGCAAGAUAUCCUCAUGUUAAAGCCUUGAUGAAUCCGUUUCAAAAUGACGUUUUAUAUUUACGGUCUCUAAUACAGCAUGAGAUACGUUCCUAUCUGCAAAACAUGAAUUUCAUGGAAGUCGAGACGCCAAUACUAGAAGGAAGACCAGGUGGUGCGAAUGCGCGAGCAUUCGAAACACGUGUGAAUGCCCAAAGAAUCUAUGAUACGAAUCUGAAGCUGAGGAUAGCGCCUGAGUUAUCCUUGAAGCGUCUCAUAGUUGCAGGCAACGAUGCGGUUUUUGAAAUCGGCAAAGUCUUCCGCAAUGAAGGAAUCGAUGCAACGCACAAUCCCGAAUUCACCAUCUGUGAGUUUUACGAAACCGGGGCAGACCUUCAACGUUUGAUGAGUAGAACUGUCGAACUUCUUCAGAGAAUCCAAAAUGCCGCCAGAUCACUCGAGGAACGUUCAAACCGAAUGAGACCGAAGCAUUUCGAUUUUGGCCAGGGGGUUGAACACAGGUUUUCUGUCAUUGAUUUUGUCCCCAUACUCGAACGAGAGACUGGUCGGACUCUUCCCGAUCAUCAGUACCCCAACUUUUGGACCUUCUCGCGGACAAAUAUUUGGUACCUCUCUGUAAAGAGCCUACGUGGAUCAGGCAUCCCCCGGAAUGCGUUUCCCCCCUUGCGAAAUCAAGCUACCACGAGGAAUCAGGGCGUGUCUGCGCCAACAGCGCAGAGCUGUAUAUCGAAUGCAAGGAGAUAGUCAAUUGCUAUGAAGAGGAAAAUUCACCGUUUGAGCAACGGCGCAAGUUUGAGGAUCAAAUCAAGUUUCGAGCAGGACGUGAUGCGGCAGCGCAUGAACUUGACGUGGAUGAAUCGUAUCUCGAGGUACUUG
Molecule: messenger RNA, 1639 nt
Organism: Pseudovirgaria hyperparasitica
Lineage: Eukaryota; Fungi; Ascomycota; Dothideomycetes; Acrospermales; Acrospermaceae
Product: class II aaRS and biotin synthetase
Exons: 6
Coding region: 62-1507 (481 amino acids)
Biological process (GO): mitochondrial lysyl-tRNA aminoacylation
Cellular component (GO): cytoplasm; mitochondrion
Molecular function (GO): lysine-tRNA ligase activity; tRNA binding; ATP binding
Source: RefSeq, a predicted model, not a curated record